This is a messenger RNA of Limanda limanda (common dab), 3186 nucleotides long. RefSeq names its product nicastrin (gene ncstn). Bases 33 to 2135 code for a protein of 700 amino acids. Gene Ontology annotation, cellular component: membrane. Gene Ontology annotation, biological process: Notch receptor processing; protein processing. The record is from RefSeq and is a predicted model, not a curated record. Lineage: Eukaryota; Metazoa; Chordata; Actinopteri; Pleuronectiformes; Pleuronectidae. The transcript has 17 exons.
GUUGUGUUCCUCUUGCUUUUCAAACCAGGAAGAUGGAUCCGCUCUCGAACAAGUGGAUUAUUCACCUGCUAGUUUGUUGCGUUUUCGUGGGUGUCGGCUGCAGUUCUGUGGACAAGAAGAUUUAUGUGAAUCUCAAUUACACUGUCUCGUGUGUGCGACUGCUCAACGCUACGCAUCAAAUCGGCUGCCAGUCCUCCUUAUCGGGUAAUGUGGGCGUGCUUCAUGUGCUGGAGUCGGAGGAGAAGCUGGACUGGGUCCUGAGCUCAGGUCCCAACCCCCCUUAUGUUGUCGUCCUGGAGUCCCCACUCUUCACCAGAUCCAUCAUGAUGAAGCUGAAGAGCGCCUCCCGGAGGGUGGCAGGCGUUGCCGUUGUGGCGCCGAACACCAACCUGGGGGGGGCCUUCUCCCCACACACCACCUGUCCCAACGAGAACUCAGGUGUUUAUUCAGAGACCUACGAUCCAGCGCUGGCUAAUUGUAACGCGACCGUGUGGAACCCUCUGGGAAGCGGGCUGUCCUACGAGGAGUUUGAUUUCCCCAUCUUCUCUCUCAAGGACGACAACGACACUCAGGUCAUACGACAGUGUUACUUGGACCACAACCUUCCCGUGAACGGCACUCCUCAGUACCCGCUGUGUGCCAUGGAGCUCUACUCCCACAUGUUCGCCGUCACCGACACAGCCACCUGCAUGAGGAGAAGUGAUACCGACUUCAGCAUCAACCCAGAGAUGGUGUGUGACCCGCUGGGGGACUAUAAUGUGUGGGGCUCCACCAGGCCAGUCAACAACACGGCCAAGGGCCACAAGGAGGGGGAGAGUGUUGUCAUAGCAGCAGCCAGGUUGGACAGCAGGUCGUUUUUCUUCGACAUCGCUCCCGGAGCAGAGAGCGCCGUCUCUGGGUUCGUCACCCUGCUGGCGGCCGCUCACGCUCUGCGUGACAUCGUCCAGGAGGCCCCGCCCAACCGCACCAUCCUCUACACCUUCUUCCAGGGGGAAACCUUCGACUACAUCGGCAGCUCGAGGAUGGUUUAUGAGAUGGAGAACGAUCAGUUUCCCGUGGAUCUGGACAAUAUUCACUCCGUACUGGAGGUUGGACAGGUGGGACUUCGUAAUGACUCCCGACUUUGGCUUCACACGGAUCCUGUUUCCAGGAAGAACGACAGUGUCAACAAGGAGGUGGAGGAGUUCAUUGCCAACUUGCAAGCGGCUGCUACGAAUUUGAGCGUCUCACCGGAGGAGCCCGGCGUCUCUCAGCCUCUGCCGCCGUCGUCCUUCCAGCGUUUCCUGCGAGCUCGCUCGAUCCCGGGUGUUGUGCUCGAGGAUCACAAGUCUGAGUUCACCAACAAGUUCUAUGAGAGCAUGUAUGAUAAUGAAGAAUACAUGAACCUGUCUUAUCCUCCAAAUCUGACGCCAGAGGAGAAGCAGGAACAUGUCACCGAACGGGCAAAGGCUCUGGCGGAGGUGGCCACCCUGGUCGCUCGGGCUCUGUACAAACAGGCGGGAGGAAAUCAAACCCUGCUGGACAAGAUCCAGGCCGACCCUCAGAUGGUGACCCAGAUGCUGUACGGUUUCCUGGUUCAGACAAAUAACACCUGGUUCCAGCAGCUGAUCCCCUCAGAGUUCGUGAGUCAUCUGACCAACGGGCCGCCCAACCUGUACGUCGGCGCCGUCCAGCAGGCCAGUCAACCGACCACACUGGUGCAGUUCCUGCUGGCGAACCUGACGGGCAGCACCAUCAACAUCACCAAGGAAAACUGCCAGAGCCAGAAAGAGGAUGAGACGGACAAGGAGAGCAAACACAUAUACAGCUACUGGUGGAUUCAGGGUGCGAUCCCCCCCAACAGCACCGAGCGGGUGGGCUACUGCGUCCGCUCCAGCGCCCGUCUCUCCAAAGCCUUGUCCCCAGCGUUCGAACUGAAGCAGUACACCACCAAAGAUUACUCCACGUGGGCGGAGUCCCGGUGGAAGCCCAUCAAGGGACGCAUCUUCCUGGUGGCGAGUCACGAACUGGAGAUGUUGACGUUGGGUGUCGGCGUCGGCAUUCUGGUGACGUCCCUCCUCCUGACGUACUUCCUCAGCGCCAAGGCCGACAUCCUCUUCAGCUCGGGGAGGGAACCCGCCAACGCCACCUACUGAUCCACGCCCCCGAGGCGGCGACGCAGGCCCACGACCACUACUACUUCUACGAUUACUUCUUCUUUUACUCUCACAGCAGACAUUGACAGGACAUUUCCUUCAAAACACACAAUUGUUAGGUACACACAGGUGACACACAGCAGCUGGGGGAGGGUUAGGGUGUGGGGGGGGGGUUAUUAGACAACGACGAUGACGACUCCGUGGUUAAAGACUCGCUCCUCCGGGGCGCGAGGUGGGGACUGGACCGGACUAGAUUGGCCUGGAUGGAUCUGGACUCAUCAGGGUUAGAAGACGCUGGUCAGGCACCAGAGGACCCUGCCAGUGGAAAAGAUGUUUAUAUUUCUUUUGUUUUAGUUUCUUUUUUGUUUUCGCUGUCAGAGAAUGUUUCGUUUACCGUGUCGUGUGAUAGACACUAAACAUUAAGCAUUAUUUUGUGUGUGUGUAUGAUUGUGAAUAUGUAAAUGUGACCACAAUUGACUGCCUGGGUGAGUGUGUAUGAUUAUUUGUAAGAGCGCGAGUGAGCUUUUUAUGAGGAUUGCGAUGGUGCACUACUGUAGCUGUCUUCUCUGUCAUGUAGUUCAAAUAUCACUCAGUUCUAACGAUGACAAACCACUUUGUGAGUCAGUGAACAAGUAGACACAUUUAAACAUUUUUGUUUUGCAAAAUCUGGAAACGUACGGCGAGCUGUUUUUGUUUUAAUAAGUUCUAGAACCUGGGGAAAAAAAUGUCAAACUAAUUUAUAUUGUUCGAUCCCAGCACGUAUAAAAAUACACACGAUUUCACAUAUUGUGAUAUUUGUCGGGAGAAGAGUCGGCUGCUGAAAGCUUCAACGUCCAGUCGGAUCCAUUCGAUGCUUUGACACUGAACACGUGUUGGUACUCUGGCUGUGCACUCGUUUUCUCACAAGGUUUCUUUUUAACUUCUGAAAAAUUGUGACAACACGCAAGAGGUUUUUUAAUUGUGUUGAUGGAUGUUCAUGUAAUGGCUGGAAUCGAUGACCAAUUGUGAUGCCUUGAUGAAGAAAUAAACAUUGCUUCUUUUCCAGUUUUUA